AUGGACGAUGAGGACAGAAUUAAGAGUAUCUACCUCAGCUUGAAAAACAAAAACAAAAGGGAGUGGGCUGAGAUGAUGCAACACUUAACAAAAGACCAGAAGAGGAGAUUAAUCUUUUACAUAAGGAAGAAAAAUAAAAAUUCCCUCAACAAAAUCAACAACAUUAAAGUUGAAAAGAGGAUUGAAAAGGAUAUCGAGAAGGUUAAGGCCAAAAGUAGCAGUCACCACCGACAUCAGAUUCUAAUCGACUACACCAAUGUCAAGUACGAUCUAAAUUUAAAAAAUUACAUUGCCAGAAUAUUACGCAUUUACAAACUAAAAGACAAUUUCGAUUUCGUGAAAGGUCUCCACCUAUAUAUGAAUAUACUCUGUCAUGUCAUUUUUAAAAAAUUUUCAUUCGAAUAUAGCAAAAGGGACUCAAAAAAUAAGAACCUCCUCAUAUUCCUGAAGAAGCUCUUCCCCUUUGAGUUUCAAAAUUUCCAAGACAUAUAUAACAUGAGAUGGAACAAAGAUUUCAGCGCCUCUGAAAAUGUGCUCACUGUUGUCAACUCAGGAAAUGCAAUGAACGCUGGAAGUGGAAAUACCACCAUGAGUGACGCGGGGGCAACAUAUGGGAGACCAAGACAAGUGCACCACCCAUGGGGUGAUGAGAACAACGUGAAUGCUCCCCAACUCGGAAGCCAAAAAAUGGGCACACAAUCAGAUAAAUCGGCUAACACCGAUCCCUUCCGCACACACAGCUGUAGUUAUGCAAGCCUGGAUGGCGAUGCGCAGAAUAAUGGCACGCCACCCAGUUCGUUCGAGUGCUCUCUCCCCAGUGCGAGUUGCGCACCUGCUGUGGAAAGUCCCCAAGGUGAAGUCACCGCCAAUGGGCCUACACACAGUCAAACCGCGUCUAACCCAAGCGGCGCCAAUUCAACCGCAACAUACCCCAAUGUGUUAAUCAAAACGGAGCCAGAAGACCCCGAUUAUAACAAAUGCCACGAGGAUGAAGAGGAGGCAGACAAAACGACAGAGAUGGAGGACUACCUAAAUAAAAAGAUAAAGAGAGAACACACAGUUUACCAAUUCUGUAAACAAAAAGACAUGAACCAAAUUUUAAAAAACCUGUAUGAUGGAAGAAGGUUCGAUUAUAGAAUUCGAUUUAGGAGCCUCCUGUCGGGAAGCUUAAAUCAGAAGGAAUAUGAAAAAUAUUGUGACAUGAGGGAAAAAUUAUUUAAGUAUAAAAAAAAAAACUUUAUUAAAUGGCUAGCUCAGUUUACUAAUAUUAACACACUAGACCUGUACAUUGUAAACUUUUUCAUUUUUCUCUUCCUCGAUCGAUUAUACUUGAUUCUAGAGACAUACAUCCGACUCAACUACAACUUCACAGUGGCAUCUCCUUCAUCAUUGAGUGGGUAUCUGUUCGAACGUGUUGAUGAUUUUGUAGACUUCACGCAUUUGUUAGAUAGCCUAACUGCUGUGACUCCUGCAGGGGAAGCAGUUCAGGGGAGCCUCUAUCCUGGUCCAAACGAAGUAGCGGAAGGAAAAAACGAAGUAGAAAUGCUCAGCGAGGAGUAUGACAAUAUCGUGAAGGAGAACGCUCAAAAUUUCUUCCUCUCCCUUGAUUUGAUAUACGACCUAGAUAUACAUAACUUUAAAAUAAAAAAUAAAAUCUCUUUUGAAAGACUAAUCAGGGUGGACAUUUCCUCCUACAUCAACGAGACGAAUAUUUAUGGCCUCAUCCAGUUCGAUGAAAAUAAAAGCGAAAGCGAAAACGAAAGAGAAAGCGCUUGGAAGGCCCUCACACGAUUCACUCUCAUGCAGAACAGAAACCUAAAGCUGCCCAAGUUCAACUGCUUCUCCAUUUUCCUAAUCGUCCGCUUCAAGUACUACCUAGAAGAGUUUAAGCAGUACGCCAACAUCGAUUACAUUUACAAAACAGUAGAGGAGGAGUAUUACCAAGUGGAGAAAUAUUUGGCAGAAAAAAAUAACAAUGAGGAGGAAGGAGCCAUCCACGUGACCCCCCAACAUGGUGCACACGAUGAAAACGGCGAUCCGGUUGCUACUAAUGGUGCUGCUGCUCAUACUUCUGGUACGGACGACCCCCGCAGCGAUAAAGAAUUUGAAUAUAGCCAUUUGAUUCCCUUAUACCUGGACCUCCACAAGGAGUUGAAAACGGUGAAUGAGUACAUACGUUUUUAUGGGAACCUCCUGUCGUUUGUAAACUUCAUCGAGAAAUAUGCAAACUGCAUCCCCUCCAGGAAUAUUAUAAAGAUAGAACAGGAGGAACAGGAGGAGAAGAAGGUGGACUACUUUGAUUACUCUUUCUUCCUCACAUCUAAUUUUAAGGACAGGGUCAAGAAGGAGUAG
Molecule: messenger RNA, 2352 nt
Organism: Plasmodium fragile
Lineage: Eukaryota; Apicomplexa; Aconoidasida; Haemosporida; Plasmodiidae
Exons: 5
Coding region: 1-2352 (783 amino acids)
Source: RefSeq, a predicted model, not a curated record